Messenger RNA from Ruditapes philippinarum (Manila clam), 6112 nucleotides. RefSeq lists its product as uncharacterized. Lineage: Eukaryota; Metazoa; Mollusca; Bivalvia; Venerida; Veneridae. The coding region runs from base 293 to 3805 and encodes 1170 amino acids. Gene Ontology annotation, biological process: positive regulation of DNA-templated transcription. The transcript has 7 exons. The record is from RefSeq and is a predicted model, not a curated record. Gene Ontology annotation, cellular component: nucleoplasm; chromatin. Gene Ontology annotation, molecular function: zinc ion binding; GTP binding; protein binding.
UACUUCGCAGAAAUAGAAUGAUUCAUUUUACAUCGAACAAAUGUAUAUAUGCCCGCGACACACCAUAUAAAGAGCAGGCGUCUACAUAAGAAACAAUAGUUGCAUUACCAUUGCGCAAGUGAUAAUUUGUUUGCAGGAUAAAGGGAUAUUCAGAUCUGCACAUGUUUGAGAACUUGUACAUCGUGUCCAGGUCAUGAUCAGACGUUUACAUUAAACAAGCCAGUAAUAUUACAAAGUGCGCAAACGAUAAUGUGUUUAUAGGAUAAAAAGAGCUGUCAGGUCUGGUAUAGAUAUGGCAGAAAAAACGGAGAUGGAAGUUUCAUCAUGUGUUCAAGACGAAUCUAUCACAGAGCCUCCUCUUCAUGGAUUGAACGAAACAGACCAAUGCCAUCCAUGCAAACUUAUGAGUAAAUUAGUUUGUGCAAGCAAGUAUUGCGAUGAAUGUGAAGAACUGUUGUGCGAAGAGUGUGUGACUAACCAUGCAAAAAGAAAAGCCACAUCGUCACACAAACCGGUACCAAUUGACAAAGAGAAGAGUGUUAUUCCAUGCAGUCCGUGUACAGAUGACGGUAACAUGGUACAGGCAACCACUUACUGUGAAGAAUGCGAGGAAUACCUUUGCAAUGACUGCACACUUUCUCAUGGGAAGAGAAAAGCAACAAAGACACACAAACCAAUAGAAAUCAAUAGAAAAGAUUUAGAUGAUAAGCUUUUAAACAAAGAUGAAACAAUUCCAUUAUGCGAACCGUGCAAGGAUAAUGACAAAGAAACACGUUCCCUUAAUUAUUGCAAAGAUUGUGACGAAUACCUUUGCGAACCAUGCACAAAAAGUCACAUGAAAAGAAAGGCUACACAGACCCAUCAUCCGGUACCAGUUUCCGUGCUAAAAAUGGGGGAGAAGGAAAAAGAUUUUCAAAAAAGAAAGAUGUGCGAUCCAUGUAAGUUUCAAGAAAUUAAAAAAGAGGCAAAAUCUUUUUGUGAUGAAUGCGAGGAGUUGCUUUGUGCUGAUUGUACGAACAAACAUCGGUCGAAAAAGAUCACAAAAUCGCAUGCACUUGAAAACCCUGAUUGUGUGGAAUAUAUCAUCAUCGAAUGCGAAAUAUGCGAAAUAAAAGAUAAAGAAGCUGCCAUGUUUUGUAAUACAUGUGAAGAAGCUCUCUGCGAAACAUGUGGUCAGAGACAUAAAAAGCAAAAUGCGACUAAAUCCCAUUCUAUUGAGGCAAUACAAGGCAGGAAGCUUCAAAGAAUAGUAAAAUGUGACUCCUGUAUCGAAGAUAUAGUAAAGGCAGAAAAGUAUUGUACAGAAUGCAAAGAGCAUUUCUGUUGCACUUGUGUACGCGUUCAUCAAAAACAAAAGAAGACAAAAGAACACACACUCAUAAGUCCUGUUUCAGCCACAAAAAACAAAGGAGCCCAAUUAAAAGCAGUUGCUAUUUGUAAGGGAUGUAGCAAAAGUAAAAUCCUAGCGAAAUAUUGUAACGAAUGUCAGCUUUGUAUGUGCGAGGAUUGCUGCGAAAUACACAGGCGUAGUAAGUUUACCAGAUCCCACAUGCUCCUGGAACGUGAUGAGAUUGAAGAUGUAAACAAACAAGAUUGUGACUCCUGUAUGUCACCUGGAUCAGCAGAUUCAUACUGCGAGCGAUGUGGUGAAUUCUUUUGUACAAUUUGCAAUAAGCAGCACCAAAGUUUAAAGGAAACAAGAGAUCACGAAGUAGUUUCAGUUCAGGAUGGUUUACUUAAAAGGAAAGCUCUUAAACAAGGCAUUAGUGAAACCAUGCAAUUACGACAAGAAGGAGGAACACCAGAUAAAAAAAUUGAAAACGAAAUUCAAUUUACCAAACAGAAUUGCCCAGGAAAACCAAGAUCGUCAGAUGUACUAGCAGAUACAAUAACGCUGACAUGGGAUCCUCCGCCAAAAUUUGGGGAUGAUGACUAUUAUCAAAUCAGUUAUAAAGAAAUUGAUCAUGACAAAAAAUGGAAGUUUUUUUACGGCGAAUUUAGGUCAUCAACUGUCGUUCUUAGCGAUUUAAAGUCAAAUACAGCGUUUAUAUUCCGGGUUCGUGUAGUCUAUGAGGAUGGUGAAGGCUCUUACAGCGAGGAAAGUGAUGAAAUAUCUACAUCAUCAUCUCCAGCUUCAAGAAUCGUACAAGCUUCUAUUUUGAAAGAAAAGGGAACUCCGUCACCUUCAAAGUAUGCGUUGCCCAUUACUGAAAUAAGGCAAGCCAGGAAUGAAAGAGCAAAGACAAAAAAAUUCGAGCUCGGUGCUCCACCACCAUUGCAAAGUGAAAAAUCAAAGACAAUUAUGCUGGUAGGUGCCACUGGCACGGGAAAGAGCACAUUAGUGGAUGGAAUGGUAAACUAUGUAUUAGGUACAAAUUGGGAUGAUCCUUUCAGAUUUACGGUAAUCGAUUUAGAGCAAGAGGAAAAAGACAGAGAAAAAAAUCAAGCACUCAGUCAGACAGAAUGGAUUACAUGUUACACACUUAAUCCUGAAGAGGGAAGCCGUCUAAAAUAUCCAUUACACAUCAUAGAUACCCCAGGUUUUGGAGAUACAAGAGGUCUGAAAAGAGAUCAGGAAAUUGUACAACAAAUCAGAGAACUAUUUUCAGAAAAAGAGCCAAAGGGUGUAACAUUCAUAGAUGCAGUCUGUUUUCUUAUAAAAGCCCCAGAUGCUCGUCUCACAGCUAUCCAAAGCUAUAUUUUCCAAUCGAUAAUGUCACUUUUUGGCAAAGAUAUUGAAAAGAACAUUUGUUCUCUUGUAACAUUUGCUGACGGUAUUGACCCACCUGUUCUAGCUGCUUUGAAACAAUCGGGAUUGCCUUUUGGUAAGAGUUUCACAUUCAAUAACUCGGGUCUUUUUGCCAAGAAUUCUGAAAUCAGUACUUCUAGCUUAUCCCCGAUGUUUUGGGACAUGGGAGUAAAAAGUUUUCGAGCUUUUUUUAAUCACCUGGAGCAGGUAGAAACAAAAAGUCUCCAAUUGACUAAAGAUGUUCUUGAUGAACGUUCACGACUGGAAGCGACAAUUAAAAACUUGCAACCACAACUUGACGCUGGGCUUACCAAAGUUAAUGGUAUGAAGCAGGAGAUACAGAUUAUUGAGCAAAACAAAUCGGCGAUAAAAGAUAACAAAAAUUUCGAAUAUGAGGUUGAAGAAACACAACAAAAGAAGAAAGAGUUACCCCGUGGCCAGCAUGUAACCAACUGUACCCAUUGUCAUUUUACUUGUCAUGAUAAUUGUGCAUAUGGUAACGACGACGACAAGCGCUACUGUGGUGCAAUGGGAGGCGACGGAAAUUGUAGGUAUUGUCCAGACAAAUGCCACUGGACAAAACAUGCUAACACACCGUAUAUAUUUGAGUAUGUUUCUGUCAAAAUAAAGAAAACAUAUGCAGAUAUGCAACAGAAAUAUAAAGAGGCCACAGGAAAACUUCUGUCACAAGAACAAAUAGUAGAAAAGCUUGGAGAAGAACUAAAUGACUUACUAGACGAUAUUGAAGAUAUGAUGGUUGCCAUAAAAAUGUGCAAUGAGCGGUUGAAGGAAAUUGCACUGAGACCAAACCCAUUAACAAUGACAGAGCAUAUUGAUUUGAUGAUAGAAAACGAGAAGCUUGAAAAGAAAGAUGGAUUCAUGCAGCGGAUAAAUAUCCUAAAUGACUUCAGGAAAAGGGCUCAGAUUUCUGUUGAUGUAGAAAACUUUAGCAAAGAUGCUCUGUCGACUCUAGGAGCUGUUGGAAAGAAGAGGGACCGGGACACAAAAUCGCUGUUAACAAGGUUCGGGGCAUGGCUUUCGAAUAAGUUACCGUAGACAAUAAUAUCAAAUAUUUAAUCAAACACAUAAUUGUAUAGAAUGCAAUAGUAAAUAGCAUAAUGGUUUUUUAUGUCUUCUUAUACGAUGAUGAGACAUUAGUUAAAUAUUCCUAACGUCUUAUCCAAAAGUUUAUAAAAAAACACUAUCAAUAUCAAUAACAACACAUAUCGGUUUAUAACACUCUGCACUACGAUUCAGUAUAAUAUUUAGAUUCAAGAAGAUGACUGGCUCAACUGGGAACGAGCCUUGGCCGAAUAAGACUCAUCAAAGCGUGAAAGUUAUUAUCAAGUAAUUUCGGCUCCUUGGAAACUCUCAUAUUUCAAUACAUUUGGUCCUACUAUAGUAUCAUUGUUAUUAACAGAGUGGUUUUCGCGUUUUUGUAGGAACACUUUAAGAAGUGUUGCACGUGGGUUGUGAGAUAAGCCCAUGUGAGAUAAGAUUUUCGAACACCACUAUUUUUAGUACUAUGAAUAAAUUUUUAAUGAAUGAUAAUAUUAUGUUCUAAAACAAUUUACUAUCUGCUAAUAAAUAUAUAUAAUAUCGGAUUAUGUAUCUCACACUUGCCAACAACAUCCAAUAAGCUGUUUUUUAUAUUCAUCGAUAUGCGUCAUGCUGAUGACAACGUUUAAUUUAUCAGUUAUCAACAAGUUCUAUAUGUAAUUCUCAUGCGAUGCAUGUUGGUAGUCAUUUAUGGAAAGAGCUUAUACUAUAUGGCGUCUAUCUUAACACGUUUCGUAAAAAACAAGUUAAGGGUUGUCCAUGGCAAUGUUGUUAAGGUCAUGAAAGGAAACUUUCUUGCUCACUAACACAACGUUGGUGGUUCAAUUUUGGUGUCCAUUCUUGCCUAAAACAAUACACGGAUGGGCAGCUGAGGUAUUCCUUCACCAGUAGUAUCAAUACCGUUUAUCCUGUAAAUUUUAGAGCUUAAAAAGUAUAGAAUUAAAAGUUAUUUUUUCUCAUACUGUAUAUAUGGUGUAUAUUUAAAUUUGAUCUAUUUUAGUUUCGUGAAGAAAUAUCAAGAUUGAUUUUGUACCAUAUUUGAUUUAAUAAUUGUAUAUGAAAUUGCGUUGCAUAUUCGCUUAUUCCAAUCACAGUUAUAACAAGUAUAUAACCAGAAAAUAAUCGGACAUUGUACAUUUAUUUAUAUUCUUCAUUCUCGCACGAUGUAUAUUUGUAUUUCAUGACUUUAUCCAUGAAAUAUCUCCACGCUUAUGACAGGAUUAAACUGUAAAAGUUAGAAGGAAAUGGUGUUUAGAAAUGUUAAAAUUAAAUAAAUAUGUAUAUAUUUACUUAAGAUCUACAAAAGUGAAAAAAGUCCUAUUUUUAGUUUUACUCAUUUAAUGUUUAAAGAUUUUGUUGAUUUUACUAUUAGUUAAGUGUUAAGUUUGUCUAGUUUUUAUUCAGAUAUUUUACAAAUUACAUAAAUAAUUGUUUCAACGUUAAUAUGUAUAUUUUUCUUUGAUAUAGUUAUAUUACAUAAAAUUGUUUUGUGUUUUGCUUCCAUUGCGUGAAAUUGCUUUAUAUGAUUUAUUUUUGUAAAAAAAAAACAUUCAUACAUCACAUACUUCAUUUUAUUGUCAAUAUUGUCAUUUUGCAGAUUGAAGAGUUAUCUUCUAUCAUAUGGCUAUACAUGUAUAUUCAUUCCUUGUAUAACAAUGUAUAUUUCUUUCAAGAUUUUGUAAAUGCUGUUGUGAAGUGUGUAAUGUGAGAUUCUAUGACUCACAUAUGUACGUCUGAUAAAAAAUAUAGUGUAUUGAUGAUAUUAAUGUUAAUAAUAUCGCAUAUUUAUGUACAUACAAUAUUGUUAUGAAAUGUAAUUGAUAAUAAACGUUUAGUGUUUAAUUUUAAUAUCAAGUGGUUAAUUUUGUCACAAACUCAAUACUAUGAUUUGAAUAGUAAUGAUUUAACAGAGUAUACAUCAUGUUGCAGCAAAAAAUGGAACAAUUUAAAUAUCAUUUACAGUAAAAGAAACAUAAGCAACGAUAUGUAAUCAUGUGUUCGUGUGUAGAAGAUUCAAACAAUUGUUGCAUUUCAAGAAGAGGACAAAGGCAAAAAAUCUAUUUGCUCUAUGUACAGUGUAUUUUUUUAUAUAUUAAUUAUUCUAAGAACACGUUACAAUGUCACACUGUGUAAACUUAUUAUCUACACAAUAGUUAAACAAAUUCACAGGGAUUAAAUAUCGACUUUACAUGUAUUGACCUCUGUCAUUCUGUUCCAACACGAGUAAGUUUUUAUUUGCAUGCGACUUAUUUAACAAUUUUUAUUGAUCGUAAUAUUAUAGCCAUAUUAAAUAGCAAUAGUUCA